AUGAAGUUUGUCAUCGUUUUCGUUGCCCUGUUCGCUCUGGCCUACGCUGCUCCUGGCAAUAUUGAUGGAGAUGCCCAGACUUUGCUCUAUAAAUCAGAUGUUGGACCUGAAGUUUGGAACUCUGCCUACGAGACAUCCAAUGGAAUUAAGGCCGACGAAGACGGCAAAGCCAUCAAUGUUGGCACCGAUCACGAAUCAAUCGUUGUCCAUGGCUCGUACUCCUUUGUGGCCGAUGAUGGCAAGACCUACUCUGUGAACUAUAUUGCCGAUGAGAACGGUUUCCAACCCCAGGGUGAACAUCUCCCUAAAGCUGUUUAA
Messenger RNA from Drosophila willistoni, 318 nucleotides. Its product is annotated as larval cuticle protein 65Ag1. Bases 1 to 318 code for a protein of 105 amino acids. Gene Ontology annotation, cellular component: chitin-based extracellular matrix. Gene Ontology annotation, molecular function: structural constituent of chitin-based larval cuticle. The record is from RefSeq and is a predicted model, not a curated record. The transcript is spliced from 2 exons. Lineage: Eukaryota; Metazoa; Arthropoda; Insecta; Diptera; Drosophilidae.